CAUAGCUGAACAACACUAACAGCUCGCUGCACUGGAGUAAUGCGGUAAAGGGGUAAUGCGGUAAUGCCGGCAGUGUUUGUGAGGCGCGCUGCUGUAACAGUGGGAGAUCCUGCUGGAGGUUAAAGUGGAGGGAACAUGGUGUUACUGCAGUUCAGUGCAGGAACAGGAAAUGACGCGACUGUCUGCCAAGAAACUUUUCGCCUUCUGCCUGUGCGCUUCAGCGGGAGUGUUCCUCAUCAUCACACUGCAGGUGGUGGAGGAGCUGGGCCAGUUUGAACAGGCAGUGCACCCACUCCCCCUAAAGGACAGAGAGGAGUUAACACAGAUCCAGGCUUUACCUGCAGGUGCUGGUCUCAUUGAUGAUGGAGUCUCUCCAGGCUCGGAGGGCCGGUACCCCAUUAUUGUCUGGUGGUCUCCGCUGACCGGAGAGCUGGGCCGACUCGGGCAGUGCGGACAUGAUAGAUGUUUUUUCACCAUUAACAAGUCAUACCAUUCUCAUCCUUCUACACAGGCCUUCCUGUUUUAUGGUACAGACUUCAGCAUAGAAAGUCUCCCUUUACCAAGGAAGCAACAGCAUCACUGGGCUCUUUUCCAUGAGGAGUCGCCUAAGAACAAUUACAAGCUCUUCCACAAGCCUGUCAUCACCCUGUUCAACCACACAGCCACCUUUAGCCACCACUCCCACCUCCCACUCACUACACAACACCUGGAGAGCCUCCACACACUCACCUCCCACAUGUUCCUGCUCCCUCUGGCCCAGAAGAACCAGCUGAGACGCACUCUGGCUCCUGUAGUGUACGUCCAGUCGGACUGCGACCCACCAUCAGAUCGUGACGUCUAUGUGCAGGAGCUCAUGAAACACAUCCCAGUGGACUCUUAUGGCCAGUGCCUGCACAACAAGGAUCUUCCUUUUCACUUGAGAGACUCCACUGCCAUGGAUGAGGAGAGCUUCUAUCAGAUCUUAGCCCAGUAUAAGUUCAUCCUAGCAUUUGAAAAUGCCAACUGUGAUGACUACAUCACAGAGAAACUAUGGCGGCCGCUCAAGCUCGGCGUGGUCCCUGUGUACUACGGAGCCCCUAAUGUUUACAUGUGGCUCCCGAGUAACAGAAGUGCAAUUGUGGUGGACCCAAAGCAGUCUCCAGAGAAAUUGGCCGAGUAUGUAAAGAGUCUGGACAAAAAUGACCAGGAGUAUUUAACAUACCUGGACUGGAAGCUGAAACGUGAGGUCUCAAAUCCGAGACUUGUUAAAGAACUGAAGGCGCGUCAGUGGGGUGUGCAGGACAUCACUCAGGAUAACUUCAUCGAUGUCUUUGAGUGUAUGGUGUGUAACAGGGUGUGGGAGAACAACAACAGACAAAAUGAGGGUCUGGUCCCCAGAGUGUGGCAGGCUGAAGAACAUCAUCUCACAUGUCCACCUCCAAAGCUGUUCGACUUUGCUGUAGAUCAUUCCAACAACUCUUCUCUGCGCCACAUCUGGAGAGCCAGUUAUGAGCAAUCAGUGAGAGAAGCCCGAGCUCUGAGACAACUAACACUUAGGAACAAGAACUUCACAGUUACGCAGUUCUGGAGGGAGGUGUUUAAUGACUGAGCUCUACUUUACAUGCAGUGUGAUCAUUUAAUGGUCAAAAGGGCAGUAUAGGUGUAGAUAUAUACAGUGCCAGUCCAAAGUUUGGACAUACAGUAGUGCUUGAAAGUUUGUGAACCCUUUAGAAUUUUCUAUAUUUCUGCACAAA
Molecule: messenger RNA, 1733 nt
Organism: Neoarius graeffei (lesser salmon catfish)
Lineage: Eukaryota; Metazoa; Chordata; Actinopteri; Siluriformes; Ariidae
Gene: pofut3
Product: fucosyltransferase 10
Exons: 4
Coding region: 170-1588 (472 amino acids)
Cellular component (GO): Golgi membrane
Molecular function (GO): alpha-(1->3)-fucosyltransferase activity
Source: RefSeq, a predicted model, not a curated record